UAAACAAGAUUAACAGCUCAUUUGUUUUCCAGAUCUAAACACUGAAUAUGUACCGUCUUGGAUUGCUAUUGUUGGUUGCUUAUGUGGCUGGUGUGAAUGGGUGCUGUGUACCCCCUCUAUAUAGUGCCGGUGGAUAUUUGAGGAUUUUUCAAGAUGGCCAUUUUUUUCUGGGUGAGGCUGAACUCUACUACAACUACUCUCUUGGCAUCCACUCCGCAUUUUACAACCUCACCAUGGACGAGUUCCCUGACACCUACUCCUUGACCAGCGUCCACAUCGAUGUGAAAUCGGGAGACAUCUACCUAAUGACUAGCGGAACCUGCACAAAGAGAAAAUUGGACGUUUCAUGGCUUCAGGCCACUGAACUACCUCAUUGCAUACCAAGCAAUGCCCACCUAGAGAGGGAGAUAUACAUCGGAGGACCCCAUGAAGAUGUUGAAGUAAUGACCUACACCCAUGCGGUCAAACAUGGAAUUCGACAUCUAACUGUCACUGCACAUCACUGCUACCCCGUCCAGGAUGUCUUCUAUUUUAGAGAUACGUCUGUCUCAGAUAAAUCCACUGGAAAUGGCACCAUCACCCAAGUGAAAAACCUCAAGUUUACUAUCGAUGAUCCCUCUGUCUUUGAUCUCCCAGACUUAUGCAAAAAGGCACCAAUAUCUCCAGCACCAGCUGAAUUGCCAUUGUCUCUGGGUCUUCUCCCAAAUUUUGCCAAACUCCAUGACAACUAGAAUGGCAGCCUGGCUGACCACCACAGAAGAGUGGACAAGAGAAGAAAGAAGAAAAAGAAAAAAGAAGGAAAGGAAGUCUUCAAAUAAAACAUUUUUGAAAUAUUA
Molecule: messenger RNA, 836 nt
Organism: Octopus bimaculoides (California two-spot octopus)
Lineage: Eukaryota; Metazoa; Mollusca; Cephalopoda; Octopoda; Octopodidae
Biological process (GO): cell-matrix adhesion
Cellular component (GO): lysosome; extracellular region
Molecular function (GO): calcium ion binding
Source: RefSeq, a predicted model, not a curated record